AUGGAACCUCUCAUAGAUCGUCUCAACGACGAUGUUCUGCUCAUCAUCCUCUCCCAUCUCAAGAAGCGAGAUCUCUGCGCCUUGUCGCUCACUUGCAAACACUUCCAUAUGGUUUCCUCUCCAAGACUCUGGACAGUUCUUCCGAUAGAUUGGGAGUUCUUCGUGUCCUGGUGGCAUGGUAAUCUCGGCACGAACGCUCAUCAUGUCCGUGAGAUAGUGAUCCAUCUCGACUUCGACAAGCCACGUACAUUUCCCGAUGUCUUGUUCGCAACCAAGAACAUCCGUUCGCUCGAAAUAAUCCAUAUGUCUCUCCUCUAUGACGACCCGCGUCUUUCUAUCGCUCUCGCAGAACUGCGCGAGCUCCGGACACUCUCUUGCAACUGGAUCGAGGACGAAAUGCUGCCGACGAUCCAAUGCAUCCCCUCUCCCAAUCUCACAAGCCUCAGUCUAGCCUAUAGAGGCAAAACAAACGCUUGCGUCGACCUCCCCUCCAUCAUCUCCGUCAUCGGAUCCUUCCCUCGCCUGCAUGAUCUAAAGCUAGAGUUCCUGAAGCCGACCACCGCCGUCGACAUCGCCAGCUACCCGCCAUUCACCUCCAUCCAGCAGCUCACCCUCUACAACGUCACCAAACCUGCGACAGAUCUCAUUUACCUCUGUCCAAACCUCACUUCCCUGGACCUUGGUGCCGACUAUCCUUUCCGAGGGAACCCUCACGGAUCCCGACCGAGAUGGCGCCCGUCGCCGAUCCCUCGACUCACCCUCACGGUCCUGCGCCCAGCGACCAGAGCCUCCAUUGUCUCGUUGCUGGAGCAAUGGGCCUUGCGCGCGGCACACGUUCGAUUCGCAAAGCUAUGGGAGUUCACGAAUGACGGCAUGUCGUUCACGAACGACGGCAUGUCGUUCGCGAAGGACGACGCCUCGUCACAACUGAUGCGCAUCCUCGACGUGCUCAAUCCGCGCUCCUUCCACCUGGAAAUAGCGGUGGUGUGGGGCGCCGGGCCGUCGGACCCCACGGGAAGUCUCUGGAAAGAGGUCGCCGCGGCCGCGCCGCACCUGCGUGCGCUCGUGCUCCACGUAGAAGCAUUCGACGACCGCAGUACCGAGAGCGAGCAGUGGCCGCUGACAUGGGCGCCCUCGGAUGCGCUCGUGGCGGAACUCGCGCGGCUCCCGCUCGUCUGCGUCCAUCUGGAGGCGGACUCAGAAUCGUCCUACCGGAAGCCAGGGGAGGCGGAGCGCCAGCGCAUCCGCGCGCUCGCCGCGUUCCCCGAGAAGCUCGCCACGGCGAUCCCCACACUGCGCGUCGUGGGCGUGUCGGACGGGUGGCUCAAGUUGGAGGGCUUGCGGUCCACGCAGUGGUGGCGCGUCGAGCGUGGCGACGGCGACGCGUCGCGGUCUCUGGUCGAGCUCUGGCGCGAGGACGGGGAGCGGGCGCUGCGGCUCGUGCAGAACGAGGCGUUUUCCAUGUCCGAUCUUGACGACAUCUACUCGGAGAAGUGCCGUUACGUGUGGGGGUAA
Molecule: messenger RNA, 1515 nt
Organism: Epithele typhae
Lineage: Eukaryota; Fungi; Basidiomycota; Agaricomycetes; Polyporales; Epitheliaceae
Exons: 3
Coding region: 1-1515 (504 amino acids)
Molecular function (GO): protein binding
Source: RefSeq, a predicted model, not a curated record